Molecule: messenger RNA, 178 nt
Organism: Monoraphidium neglectum
Lineage: Eukaryota; Viridiplantae; Chlorophyta; Chlorophyceae; Sphaeropleales; Selenastraceae
Exons: 1
Source: RefSeq, a predicted model, not a curated record
AUGAGUGUUCAGCAACGCCACAAGCGCAAAGCACGGCGUCCCUCAGAAGAGGUGCCGGACUCGGACGGGCCGUUUUAUUCGGCUGAAGGCGAGGACGACGUCCUAGUCCAUGAGGAGGUAGACUCUGAGGAAGACGCGCGCAAGGCAGCCAAGAGGGCGUCUGGCAAGCGGCAGCGCG